This is a messenger RNA of Exophiala bonariae, 1035 nucleotides long. RefSeq lists its product as uncharacterized. The transcript is spliced from 3 exons. The record is from RefSeq and is a predicted model, not a curated record. NCBI's taxonomy places the organism in Eukaryota, Fungi, Ascomycota, Eurotiomycetes, Chaetothyriales, Herpotrichiellaceae. Bases 1 to 1035 code for a protein of 344 amino acids.
AUGUAUCGUGACCUCAGGCUAGGAGAAGACCGCAAAGAUUCAAAACCCAGUACACCAUCAUCAGCACGGCUUAGACGAUCCACCCGAACCACAACAUGGGCUAUCUUCAACUAUUCCUCGAUCUACUCGCUCAAUUUCUUGAAGCUACCUCCUGUAGAACCACCAUCCAUCGGACUUCCAUACGACGAGCACGAAAUAGCUGAAACUGAUCAAUGGUCACCUUAUCCCGAACAUGGGCAAGUCACUUUUCACUGGAACCUAAUGUAUAACAAACUCUGCGAGCUUGCUAUGAUCUGCUGGAAAAUUAGCAAGCUAUUGUUCUCUUCUCGUUCAAAGGACGACAUGAACAGCAGCCGCGCGGCAGCUGAGGCGAUCGGCGAAGAGCUGGUUAUUUGGAGGACGCAGCUCCCGUUCGAGCUCAGGCGCCACUCUGGCAUGGCACCACCUAUUAUGGAAGUACACGCUAUAAGUUAUUACGCGUCGAUAACCCUGAUGGAAUUCCUCAAGAAACCCGAAGUUGUCCCACCCUCAACACCUACCAACAUCGAGUUCGUGAAUAAGCAAGACCAACGGACGAUCUUAUGUGUCAUGGAGGUAUACACACUGAUAGAGAUCUUCAGCAAGGCCUACACCACCGCCCGGCCCGCUCCGUCGCUGUUUCAAGGUGCCUCGGUGGGUGCGUUCACACUCAUCAAAUCCUUGGAUACACCAGAGAACGUCCCAGUUUUCACCCAGUUCUGCAAGUUUGUGAUCGCUGGUGCUAAGCAUCAUGUACUGUGGAGGGGCAUCGCCGGCAUGAUCAGACUUACAGCAGAGAGAGUGGGCGUCACGCUCCCUUCUGCCCUCGACCAGGAGUUGCUUGAUGUGACCAAGGGUAUCUUCCACUCGGAGGACCGUAAAACGCUCAAUAAUAGUCAGUAUCCGAGCUACACAUUAGCGAAAGAUAUGAUGCGUGAAGAUGACUUCACGUUGGGUGAGCUUCUAGAUAAAUGGGAUUCACUAGAGAUAGAGGCCACUAACGAUGAAGGUUCAUAG